Molecule: messenger RNA, 1879 nt
Organism: Orbicella faveolata
Lineage: Eukaryota; Metazoa; Cnidaria; Anthozoa; Scleractinia; Merulinidae
Source: RefSeq, a predicted model, not a curated record
AAGAGCGUGUAAUAUUCCUUCGAUUUCUUCUUAGUUACAUCAAACAAACAAUUCGAGAAUGUAAAAGAAGUCUUUGUUAUCACAGGAUGGUAGUUUGUGUCGGUCUUAGGCUGUGUGGCGCUGGCCGGUCCACAUUAAAAUGUUGUGUCUGGCGAUGUUUCUUGCCACUCUAUUGAAAGAUUGAAUGUUAUCAAGAUCAAAAAGAGGGCUAUUGACUCAAUGGAUUCUGAACGUGACAUACUUUUCACAGAAAACAGGUUUAUUGUUUACUCGUAUAUCCUGGUUGUUCCAAAUUAUAAAGCGCCAUUCCUUUUCCUCUGCAAACAUAUCUCGAAAUUCUGACCACCAUUACAGAGAGUAUGAGCGGCUAUUUAAAUACAUUUUGUGAGACUUGUCUUAUACGUGCGACAUCCUGACAUGAAGCUGAUUUGGAAUGACGCUCUUGAAAGCUAUCUCAGGAGUGACCAGUGAAAUGAGCAAUUGAACCCAAACUGCACUCCGGCAGUAACGAACCCUUUAUAACCUUUUCAUUUCGGAUAAUAAACAAGGAUCAACAGUUUUGUAUUUGAUUGUGCUUAACUUUGCAGUAGAGCCACAUUAGUGCUGUAUUGAAUUCAAUUGUAUUGCAUAAUGAAAGUACUGAAUAACACUCAAGCCUCUUUACUACCUGUUGCAGAUUAGUCUUUUACACAGCUAGAUAGCUUAAUUCUUCAAAUCGAAGAUUUCAUUUCCUAAUUAAAUCUUGUGUCGAUUAAUUUUGGAAUUUACCAUUUGUUUGUCUCCUUGCUAUUUAAAAGGUGUUCAUCAUUCAGUGGAAUGGGUACUCUGUCUGAAUAUAUUCUCAAGUAUCAAACUGUGUUAGGACGCAUUCGUUUCUUUGUGUUCCUGAUCUCCUGGGAAGUGGUAAUUCUAUCACUUAACAGUUGUCUUGGCAGGGAUAGACUGGAAUUCAAGUGUACCCCCAAGCCAGAUGACGUUACCCUACAACGCUGUUUUGACAACUAUACCUCUACUGUGAGCCCUGUGUUGACACCUUUGACCUUUUCUUAUGUAGCGACUUCUGCUAUUGGUUUUCUUUGGCUCUUAAAUAUUGUCUACAGUGCCAAGGUCUUACCACAGAUACAAACAGAGAAAGAUAACGACAAGAAGAAACGCCAGAUAAACAGUUUUUGGUGGAAAUUCUUUAUUCACGUGUGUGUGGAACGUGUAGUUCAGAUCGUUAUGAUGGGGGUCUUCGCUUGUUAUCAGACCAUUAUUAUGCGAGGAAUACACAUGUGCCCUCAGAGAAAUGCCAUUACCCAAAUACAUGACUUUGUUCUACACUGUAAGCAACUGACUAAGUUUUCCUUCAUUUCAGUUUGGAAGAAAGGUUCACCUUCUGAUCACGAGCUGCUGUGGUUGGCAAGUAUGGUUAAAGUUGGUGAGUGGAAGAAACUUGCACGUAGUCUGAGACUCCCUGAGGCUGUCAUAGCUGGAAUCGACAAGGAUUCUGACGAACAGGCUGAAAAGAUACUAAGCAUGCUGUUUAGAUGGAAACAGAGAAAUGCUUCAGAUGCAGCAUACGAGAUGCUGUAUGAUGCAUUACGUCAUAUGAAGCGUGAAGACCUGGCUGAGAACUUUCUGGAGAUAGCACUGUAGACUAUAUCAUUACAUGUAACACGAGAAUCUUAUUCCAUAAAGCUCAUUGUUGAAAUCUAUGCGCUUUAUUUUCACAUGUACAAAAAGCCUAUACAGCCAGUCCCAAGGGCGUACAACACUGGAAAAGUUGAACCAUUUACAGACUUCAAGAAAGUUCGUUAAGUCUCUGUAAAAUGUUCCCAUUUCCUUUGUAAAUUACAGUCUCUGUAAAUUUACACAUUUACAGAGAUUUGCAGUCUCU